CUCUUUCAUCUGAUUCCUCAACAGGCUCUGAAGCUCAUCAAUAGGCCUGGGGCUGGAAUUCUAAUAAAACAAGAAAAAAAAAUGGAAGAAGGUGCUUUCAACAACCCUCUAGAAGAACUGGAGCAGAUAGUGUCAGAGGAGCCAAGCACUAGUAAUAGGAGGGAAAGAACAUUAGAGGAAUACCGAACCUUGGGUGGUCCCCUCCUUCACGCCGCCGUAAAAGGUGAUUGGCCGGCUGCUAAGGCUUUUCUUGAGAAAUACCCAGACUGCGCUCGAGCUCCCAUAACAAAGCAGCAAGGGACAGCACUCAACAAUGCAGUGGUUGCACAACGCACAACUUUUACCAAAGAAUUGUUGAAAUGGAUGACUCAAAAGGACAUGGAAAUAAGAAACAUAAAAGGAGCUACGGCGCUUCACUAUGCUGCUCAAUCAGGAAUUGUCGAAAUUGCUGAGCAGCUGGUAAAAGUCAACAGUAAACCCCUAUUGAUCCAUGAUUACGAGGAAAACAUACCACUCCACAUUGCAGCUUGUCAAGGAAAUACAAAUAUGGUCUCAUAUUUAUUCUCUAUGACUCCUUUUGAACAUUUGACUGCUAAUGAUCGCAUUCGGCUCCUUCUUGAUACUAUUUACAAUGAUAUGUAUGAUAUAGCGUUGAAGAUUCUAGCAAUGGAUCCAGAAAUAUCAACUGCAGACAAUGCAUGUGGGUGGAAAGCUUUGGAAAUGUUGGCUAGGAAACCUUUUGCAAUUUGCAGAGAAAGUCAACUAUCAUUCUGGAAAAGUCGCUUAAAUUCCUGUUUGUUUGCCUACAACCCAAACUUCCUUAAUUGCAGAGAUAUAUUCGACAUUUCCUAAGUAGUUCUUUUAUUACAUUAUUCUACACCUUGAUGACAAUUUCACUCAAAUUACCAUGGCAUGGGAAAAUGCUCUUAUUUGAUUUCAUCAAAUCUUUACAUGAUAUCUACUUCUAAACUAUUGAAAAUUCUAUGAGAAAAGUUAUUUUCUAUUAGAAAUAUCUCAAUCUAUUGUAAGGUUUCUUUUA
This is a messenger RNA of Corylus avellana, 1039 nucleotides long. The record is from RefSeq and is a predicted model, not a curated record. NCBI's taxonomy places the organism in Eukaryota, Viridiplantae, Streptophyta, Magnoliopsida, Fagales, Betulaceae.